Neolamprologus brichardi is the source of this 1680-nucleotide messenger RNA. The record is from RefSeq and is a predicted model, not a curated record. Lineage: Eukaryota; Metazoa; Chordata; Actinopteri; Cichliformes; Cichlidae.
AUGAUGCUGAAGCUGGGGAUUUUGUUUGCCGUUGCUGUUUUUCUGGAGAGGGCCUCUGCAGCCUCUCUUGGUGUGGCGCAAACUGAGGGAGGGAUGGUUGAGGGUGAAACAAUUAGUCUUGGAUUAUCCCGUUCCAUGGACAUCUUCAAGGGAAUUCCCUUUGCUGACAUUCCUGGAAGGUUUGAGAAACCAAAGCGUCACCCUGGAUGGGGAGGUGUUCUAAAGGCCACACAGUACAGAGACGAGUGCCUUCAGCUGAACUUUUUCCAGAAUUGCUACGUAGGCAGUGAGGACUGUCUGUACCUUAACAUUUGGGUUCCUCAUGGCAGCUCAGUAUCUUCUGGUCUCCCUGUCAUGGUUUGGAUCUACGGAGGAGGCUUCAUGAUUGGAGGCUCCAUGGGGCCUUACUACCUGGAUAACUACAUGUACUAUGGGAAGGAGAUAGCAGACAGAGGGAAUGUUAUUGUAGUGACACUUGGGUACCGUGUGGGACCUAUGGGCUUCAUGAGCCCUGGAGAUUCUGAUUUACCUGGAAACUACGGUUUGUGGGAUCAGCAGGCCGCCAUCGCCUGGGUGCACAGAAACAUCCGCUCAUUUGGAGGCGACCCUGACAACAUCACCGUCUUUGGAGAAUCUGCAGGUGGAGUUAGUGUUAGCUUCCAGACUCUCACUCCCCACAAUAAAGGGAUCAUCAGGAGAGCCAUCUCCCAGAGUGGGGUGGCACUUUGCCCCUGGGCACUCAACAGAAACCCUCGUAGGUUUGCUGAGGAGGUUGCUCGGAAGGUCAACUGCCCAACUGAUAACAGAAUGGCUUCCUGUCUGAAGAUGACUGAUCCUGGGACCCUAACAAAGGCAGGAACUGUGAAUUUGCUCAGUUCACCUGAUCAUAAGGACUACCCCCUUGUGUUGAACCUGGAGAUAGCCCCUGUGAUCGAUGGUGACUUCUUGCAAGACGAUCCUUCCAACUUGUUCCACAAUGCAGCUGAAAUUGAUUACAUUGCUGGAGUCAACAACAUGGACGGGCAUAUGUUCACCAAUUUUGAUGUUCCAUCAGUCAACCUUGAUCUGGUUGUCACCCCUACUAACGAUGUGAGGAGGCUUUUGGCUGCCUUAACAAAGGAGAAGGGUGAGUCUGGCCUGAACAAUGCCUACUCCACGUAUACCUCAAAUUGGGGAAGUUUUCCCACCUGGGAUACCAUCAAGAAAACCAUUGUUGAUAUUGAAACAGACUACAUUUUCCUGGUUCCUACACAGGCUGCCCUUUAUCUUCAUGCUGACCAUGCCACAACUGGUCGCACCUACUCCUACCUCUUCUCUGAGCCCAACCGUAUGGGCGGUCCUUUAUUGCCCUACCCAAGCUGGAUGGGAGCUGACCACGCUGACGACCUGCAGUACAUGUUUGGAAAGCCCUUCAGCUCACCACUUGUAUACUGGCCAAGCCAUCGCCGUGUCUCUGACUACUUGAUCUCCUACUGGACCAACUUUGCCAAAACUGGAGAUCCUAACAAGGGAGAUUCAGCCGUGCCUGCUACCUGGCCAACAUUCACCAGAAGUGGUGAAAAGUUCCUGGAGAUCAAUUCUGACAUGAACCAGAAUUACAUAAGGCAGGAAAUGAGGCUGUGUUAUGUGCAUUUCUGGACCAGCAUCCUGCCCAGCCUUCCCACAGUCACCUCUGAAUAA